Amphibalanus amphitrite is the source of this 2069-nucleotide messenger RNA. Its product is annotated as collagen alpha-1(I) chain-like. The record is from RefSeq and is a predicted model, not a curated record. Gene Ontology annotation, molecular function: protein binding. NCBI's taxonomy places the organism in Eukaryota, Metazoa, Arthropoda, Thecostraca, Balanomorpha, Balanidae. The coding region runs from base 84 to 1622 and encodes 512 amino acids. The transcript has 9 exons.
GAGCCCGCGACGCGGGCGGCGCGCACAGGCCGGUCCCCUCUCUGCGAGUGUCAGACGGUGCUCGGGAGGCGGACAGAGUCGCCAUGGAGUCCGCCCGGAGCCGUCUGUCGGCCGUGGUACCGCUCCUUCUACUGGGGGUGGUGGCGUGGCAGCUGCCCCAGAUCGGAGCCAUGAGGAACUUUUGCCCGAUGAUGGUGGAGAAGCGUGUCUCGUGUCUGGAGAAGAACGGGACGGAGGAGUACCGGGUGCCCGACCCGCGCUGUCACCUCACCCGAAACUACCACGACUGCCAGCAGACUGUCGUGCGUCACAAGCCCAAGUACGUGAAGGCCUUCAAAACGGUGAAGGUUCUGGGCACCGGCUGCUGCCCCGGAUUCGAGGGACCUCAGUGCAAAGAGGCCUGUUUCAACUGCACCGACUUCAGUGACCUGGUGAGCCGACUGACGACCCUGGAGCAGUUUGUCGGCAUCAGGACCGGGGAGCGGCCUCAGUCGGCGCGACCCGACUCGCCAGCGUCUCCGCCAUUCACCGGUCUGGACGCCCCCGCCGGCGACUCUCCGCCGUUCGAGGAGCCGCGGCCGCCGGCUCCCGUCUCCCCGACAGGCCCCGUGUCGCCGCCGGGAGGACGGGAGUGCUCCUGUCCACCGGGACCCUUCGGUCCGCCGGGCCCGCCCGGCCCUCCGGGACGGGACGGCGCCACCGGUCUGCCGGGCCCGCCGGGACCCGAGGGCCCCGCCGGAGAGCCCGGCAGGGACGGUUUUCCGGGCCUCAGUGGGCCCGUCGGACCCGAGGGACCCCCCGGAGCCCCCGGACUGCCAGGAGCGUCAGGUGGCCGAUCGGGCGGCCAGCCGCGCGGUGAUAUGGGCGGCCCGGCGCUGGACCGUCCCGUCCCCGAAUACUCGGUGCCGGGCUCGCCGGGACUGCCGGGCCCGAUGGGUCGGCCCGGGCCGGCCGGACCGCCCGGCCAGCCCGGCAUUAGGGGAGAGCCGGGCCUGGCGGGUCUGCCCGGCGUGAAGGGCGAGGCAGGCCAGCCAGGUCUGCCCGGACCCGUCGGCCAGAAGGGCGAGAUGGGUCUGCAGGGUCUGCGGGGCCCGCCCGGAGACCCCGGUCUGUCGGGUCUGUCCGGACCCAAGGGAGACCCGGGCGAGCCCGGACCGCCCGGACUGCCCGGUGCGCCCGGCGGCGACGGAGCAGCGGCAGGUGCGGGCGGCCCGCCGUCGAGCGAACUAGCCGAGAGGAUGGCUGGCCUCGAGGCUAUGGUGCAACUGCUCGAAGAGAAGGUGAACGAACUCAGAGACUCGGUAGAGCUGGCAGCUCCCGGCCAGACCGUGGCGCCCGGCUUCCAGACCUACGAGUACGACGAGGACGGGUUCCAAGCCACCACCGAGGACUACGGAGACUACUACGGAGACUACACGGGCAGCGACGACUACACCGAGUACGAAUUCCAGGACGGCGCGGACCCGCAGUCCCGCCGGAAGCGCCGUCCCUCCGCGCGCCGUGGCAGGUCGGGCCGACUCAGGGCACGGGCCAACGCGCACCUGAGGAGGAGCGGCGGUGCGGGCUGGCGGCGGGGGGUCAGUCAGAUCAACACUCACCACGCAGCCAGGAACCAGGCGUAGGGAGGGGGCUCUCGAGGGAGGCUCCGGCAGGCAGAGAAGGGCGGCCCGGGCAGAGAAGUGUGCCCGCAUGGAUUGCAGAGAGAUUGGCAGAAACGGUAAACGUUGGUCCGGCAUUUGGCCAAUGAUUUAUGCGCUUUUAUGGAAGGAAAGCGGGUGCUAGAACUUUGAGAUGAGGACAGGGUCAAUGCUGGACGGAAAGUUUUUGGUCAGCCUUCUGCGGGUUUUCAUCGGGAAGAUUUGCUGAAGAAGUGCUCUCACUCACUGACAAUGUGCUGCAUUUACAUUUAGCGCUUUUUUACGUAAUGAAGUGUUAACAAUUUACACUGCCAGCGAAACCGAUCUGUUCCAUUACUGUUCCAGCCUGUUUUGCUUAAUUCUUAAACAUGUUCCCUGGAGGGAAUAACCGAUGCGUGUGGCGAAAAUAUAACAUGAAAACAAGCUGUUUUA